This is a messenger RNA of Toxoplasma gondii ME49, 3569 nucleotides long. RefSeq names its product SAG-related sequence SRS52C (gene SRS52C). NCBI's taxonomy places the organism in Eukaryota, Apicomplexa, Conoidasida, Eucoccidiorida, Sarcocystidae. Bases 2258 to 2860 code for a protein of 200 amino acids. The record is from RefSeq and is a predicted model, not a curated record. The transcript has 2 exons. Gene Ontology annotation, cellular component: membrane.
GCGGGGGCUAGAAGAAAGGGAGAGUAGGGGUAUUAAUGAAAAGUCUCAUUCUGCGGGAUAUUGGCAACACGAGUUGAGUAUGCACUGCAUAUUGAGAUCAUGUGUAUCCACGAGACAAUAACACUGAUUCUCCGAGACGAGAAAGAAUAGACUGACAGAACAACAACACUGCUCUCGAGGGUCGUCGCAAUUUCUGGUGAGGCAGCUUCCAAGUCGUACAUCCCCGAUCACCGCAGUGCAAAAGCCACUCGCCGUAGUAGAAAGCUCCAGAGGCUAACCUGCCACUUCAUGCAGGUUUUUGGUCAUGAAAAUGGAUAUAUUCCAUGUGUCUCGACAGACUACAUCACUGGUUGUACUUUUUUUAACAUAAAGCAGAUGGCGCUGCUGGAAGUGGCUUCCCAAAAGGAUGUUACGCACCGCCAGCCUGUCUUCUGAAGAAGUCGAGGCCCGAGAGCAUAUUGCUUUAAACGGAAGUUCGAAGAAUUUGCAUGACCCCGGCGGAGGGACUCCCGCGGUAUACUUUUUUGCUACCAUGCCUUAUGUUUCGGAUGAGAGCAAGCGACCUCUUCUUGUUGCUGUUGCCGAACGUAAAUUGUUUGGUGGCUCCGCUGUUCGUGCCCCUGUUAAACCCUUCCAAACACCUCAACAGCUUUCUCAGGAUCAGGCUCGCUAUGAGGUUCGUGGAGGAAAUGGGAAACCACGUCCUCCGCAAAUGACCCCUGUUGAUUCCUUUGUGGGAAUAGUGCAGGCGAAACGAUUUUAGAUUUUCCCUCUUCUAACUGUAUUGGUGUAUGACAAGAGGAACAGUUCUGGAGCAAGUGUAUGGCAGUGAAGUUGGUGUAUGACAGUGGAUCUCGUUUAUGGAGACUACGCGGGUGAAAUUUUUGACAGAUAACAAUCUACUGUAAAUGUGUUCCUCAAGUUAACAAAUAUAUCACGGGAGAACAAAGAAUAAAGGACAGAUUGAAGUGUGGGCCACAGAGUGAAGGCUGCGAUUUUGGUGUCAAAAGAACAGCCCUCUCAGGACUCCGCUUAACACCGCAGGAUGGGAUACGACCUUGGCGCGUCGACGGAAGACCGAAAAUAUUGCAACUGGUGUGAAGCAUUCGUCUUUGAAAAAACAUGCUUGGAGAUUAAAUUCGUGACAUCUAGUGAAUUCGCUUUGCGUCGAGUCAUUCUCUUAUCUUCUCUGCAACUGUCAUACGUAACCAGAGUCAUUGUAACGGAGACAUGAAACAGCUGUACAACGAUGGUCGUCUGGUCUUUGUAGGGCUUGUCUCCUCGCAAGCCCAUGCCCCUUCUGCGACGACCCUGCCUGCCUCAACACGAGCGCGCCCCCCCCGAGACUGUCCCUUCCGCAGCUGUCAAGUCUGUCAGACAGAACAAAUUGGAAAAUGAUUUCAAACGCAACAGCAGUUGUGCUUAGUGUGGAACAGGUAACGCCGAAGGUGUGAUAGACCCGCCCUUCUUUUUAUAAGGUCAAAGUACCUGGCGUGUGAAAGGUAAAAAGUACCAGGCGUUUCCCUCAAUACGGAGGCAGGGUCCCAGCGGCACUACCGUCAUCAGAACCAGCUAAUUUUCACUUUGAUUUUCCUUCUGACGAAUUCGUUAACAUUUUUCGGUAAGCAUGCGUUGAAAACUCGACAUCAUUGUGAGCUGCGGGUGUGUUUGUAUGACGCAGGGGAUUAGUAGAGCAUAUCGCACACAUCCAGAAGCGAGCGUUGCUUCGUCACCUUAUUAUUGAUUAUCCGCCCUGAGUGCAAGUCCCUAAAAUCGACUGGGUCGAACUAUGUUUCCCAAGAGUUGCUAUUGGCUUCUCUUUACCCCUGUUCUUCAGGCAAAGGUUUCGAUGGUAAGCUCCAGAAUUGCUCCAAUCCAUAGCAGGAUGGUGGCUGCUCUGUUUUUGCUAGUCGCCGUCCUCAUGUCCAGUUUAGGGCUGGGGAAGCAGGCGCAAAGUCAAGGACAAUCUCCAAACACCUGCACCAGUGCAACAGCCACCCUCGGUGGUAUUUCCGUUCAAGUCAACCACACGACAAAGAUGGUUUCAUUUAUCUGUGGUGACGACAUGAGUCAAAUACUGCCGUCGGAAACGAAUACGGUCACCGAGUGCUACACGAACAAAGAACUCAGAAACAAGCAGGACCUGAAGGACCUUUUCGGCUAAGACUCGACAGUCGCCGUCGAAUCUUCAGACAAAGGAAAAGGCGAAAAAAGCGCAACGGUCACGCUGACUCUGGGAAAGCUCCCUGAGACAACAAUGACGAUCUACUUUGGGUGUUCCAAGCCGGAAGUGACUGCAUCCCCGUCGACAAAAGAUGUACAAGACACUCGCUGGCCCAGCAUUCCUGCUUCAAAGCCAACUGAUUCAACAGCCCAGUGCGUUGUCACAGUGACAGUUCCCGCUGAUCCAGCUGCCAACACGUGCACCCUUACGAGGAAAACUAUGAAUCUGGAGGUCACCAGCAAAUCCAAGAGCGUGUCCUUCAAAUGUGACACGGACAUUGCCACACUGACUCCGGCGGUUGGUUCUGGUAUGAUAUACGAUGAGUUGUGCAAGAAGGAAGUCACACUGUCAGAAACGCUACCAACAGCCAAGCUGGAGGGGACAACCACUGGCUAUACCUUCAGUAUAGAAGAGCUUCCUGAGAAUGCCGCCACAUUCUGCUACAAGUGCUUAGCUUCUACUACUGGCAACCAGAAAGGAGGUUCCGGGGAGCAACUGUCUGCAUGCACUGUCAAGAUAAAUGUGUCAGCUGCUGUCCCCGACAGUGAUUUUCCGGCGUCUGGCGCAACAGGGUCAACACCUGCUUUGGUGUUUGGGUUAGCUGGUUCCGUGCUUUCUGCCGUUGGAGGUUUUUAGAACCUGUUUUGGUAGUACGGCAUACAGGAAGAAAUCGCGGGAGGCGGCAGACGCGCAAGGCAACAGUGUGGGGCAUGCCAAAAGCGAGAGAGCAGCAUCUGGCGGCACGACCGCAAAGGGUGUAGGUUAAUCUUGGAGAGCACCUGAGGUACCCUUAACGAAGACAGGGGGAUGUCUGUACAAUGUCAGUUUGCUUGUAGUGGAAGCACUGUCGUCUCUUUGCCGGCGCUGCAGUAAAUAGAGCAGUGAGAUGCCAGUAGAAGAGAGGGACAUCACAAGAGUGGUAAGUACAGAAAACCUCACGAUGUGUGGAGUGAUUGGCAUGUCGGGAAGAUGUGCAUCUCUGACGCAGCGUGCAUCACUGCGCGGGAGGCAAACGAACUGAAAUAACAAAGAAAAAUCCGUUGUGCAGGACCUUUCAGGUUGCUGCAACUACCCGAAAUUCUCUCAGAUCAAAUUCUUCACGUGCCCCGACCGCGCGAGUGUGAUGGCCUGUCGUCGGGCAGUCUGCUCUCCAUACAAGCGUUUCAUAUUUGCAGGGUUACGUGCGGUUCGCAACAAGCGGAAUCGCCAGCCAUGCACCUCUCAGUUCAAAACAGAUCGGGCUGUUGUCAGGGGCGUCCCAAACGGAAACUAUUCAGCAGAAACUUUUCGUAUGAAACUUGGAUGCUCAUCUUCCUUUGUGUGACGCAAAAUUAAUGGCGAUUCU